AUGAGGUCGACUCUCGCCUUCGCAGCUCUCGGUUUGGGAGCCUCAGCGUCCGCCAUCGUCCCUCACAUCUUGCCUCGAGGAGGUGGGGAUGAAUGCUGCUUCACUUUGACGGCCCACGGCCCGCCCAUAGACAAAGGACCCAGCGGCAUCCUCGGGCAACUCAGCGACGGACAGAACCGUGUCGGUGGCAGGCUUCCUGUUGGUAUCUACUGCCUCAAGGACGGCAACAUCAUCGACAAGAGCAUGCGUGGGUGCAUCCUGACGCCUCCGACCACGCAGUUCCAAUGUGAUGAGGGAGCCGCUCCAACCCCCGGCUUCGGCAUUAGCUGCAACGGCCAGCUCAACUUUAAGGGCAGUGAAACCUUCUGGGCCUGCCCCGUCAACGACGAUGGAGAGUGGAAUGUCUACACUCUACCGGCUCCCGGGCAGGCCAAGUGCAAGCAGAUCACGCUGACUGUCAGCGGAAGUUGCACUCCUGUUUGCAAGCCGCCACCACCUGUCAUACCUCAGCCGCUGCCAUAUCCAGUCAAGCCCAACCAUUGCGGCGGUGGAGAUCACAAGUGCCCAUCCAAGCCUAGCGAGUGCGAGGGAGAGCACGGGUGUCACUCCAGGCCUGGCAAGUGCGAGGGAGGGCACGAGUGUCAUUCCAGGCCCGGUAAGUGCGAGGGAGAGCACGAGUGUCAUUCCAGGCCCGGCAAGUGUGAGGGAGAGCACAAGUGUCAACCCAAGCCCAGCAAGUGCAAAGGAGAGCACGAUUGUCAGCCCAAGCCCGUGUGCCACGACAAAUCCAAGUGCGGCGAUUGCCCGGCCAAUCUGAAGGGGCCGUACGAGUUUCCUCACCUUAUCAUCCCUGUCGAUAGCAACCACCCAGACAUGUACUCUGGCACCAGACUGAAUGGCACCGUCUCCGGUACCAUCUGCUCUGCAUUCAACUUCGACGUACGUCGAGAACAUGCCGGCAAAACCUGUUCUCUCAUCUUCCUCUUCCCCGAACAGUACCAGCUGGAGACAAGUGCCUUCGAGCUGAAAGGCCACGGCAAGCUCCGGUUCUUCAAGCUCGAAAAGCCUGUCACCACACAAACUACUUGGAACUCUCUCCCAGGAAGAACCUUCAUUCAUAGCGUCCCCGCUGUCCCCGGUACCCAGUCCGUCAUCAUGACGUUUGCCUGCCCUGCUGCUGAGAAGGUGUCCUUCCUUAUGUGUGGUAAGGGUAUCUACUUCGACUACUUCCAGGAUUUCAACCCGGCACCCAUUGGCCUAUACAUUCGCCAGUGCUGA
Messenger RNA from Lindgomyces ingoldianus, 1278 nucleotides. RefSeq lists its product as uncharacterized. The transcript has 2 exons. NCBI's taxonomy places the organism in Eukaryota, Fungi, Ascomycota, Dothideomycetes, Pleosporales, Lindgomycetaceae. The record is from RefSeq and is a predicted model, not a curated record. The coding region runs from base 1 to 1278 and encodes 425 amino acids.